AGCCGCAAUCAGUUUUUGGCAAUGACUUUUACGUAACCUUUAUUUAUGCAGUUAAAAAAAUCUCAUUACCAUUAAAAAUGUCUUUUGUAAGAGUAAGCUGGCCAACAGGACAGCAGAAACGGCAGCAAAUAUUACAAUAGUUCAGUAAAAAUAUUUUAAGUGAGGAUAAAGGACCGGAUUGGUUAUAAUGUAAGUACAAUAACACAGUUGUAAAGAUACUUGAAAAACAGAUAAUUUUUUAAUUCUAUAUAUAACCCCUUUGUAAACCGUGUUCGCCGAAGUCUGUUUACGAACAUAAGUAAAGAUAUUGCACAGAAAAAAUACACAGAAACAUUGGAAAUCAGUUUUUGGCACAACACCGUGCUCCAUCAGAACUAUGUCAGGGUGGCGCUCCGUGAUGCUGAGCACUGAUCACUGCAGGUGGGACAUGACUGUUAUAUGUAUUAAUGUAAUGGGACUUCCGAGCUGUCACUUCUAGAAGAACACGAAGUCCGUGCUCCACUGUCCUCAUCGCCCAUCUGUCAUCUCAUACCAAACACAACAUCGCACACAGUCUUGAACCCACAGCAGUAAACAGGAACCAUGUCAUCGCUGUAGCCGGGGAGCAAUUUAGCCGACGCACGGUUUCCAUGGAAACCGCUUACCUCGCAGGGGAAUAAGCCAAAAAGUUCACGCCAGCUGUGACAUGGUGACUGCAUGAAGACCAGGCCUGCAGAAUAAAAGAUCGUGGAGAUGAGCUGAAACAGAUGGAGAACAAAUUACAGGUGGAGUGAGACUACCACAAUAAGAAGCUUCACACAGAGCAGCCACAAAUGUGGACUCAGUGGGACGAGUAUGUCAGGCAGGUGUCCAGUGAAAUGGUCCUGAAAGACACACAAAUCAUCAGCCUGCAGGAGAGAGAAACCACACUAAGGACUGAGCUGGAGCGGAGCAGGAAACAGACUGAAAGGUACAAACAGCAUCUGAGAGCUGGCCUCAACAGAGAGAAAGUCUUGGAGAAGAACAGCGUGCAGAUGGAGCUGGAAUGGCAGCGACGCUUUGAAGAUGUAAAGGCGGACUACUACCUUGCAAAUGAGCAGCUAAUACAAGACCUGAUCGAGGCCAGAGACCAGGCUAAAGCUGAGCUGAUGGAGAGAGAGCAGCAGCUGCAUGAUCUGACCGUCUUGCUCCAGUCCACUAGCAGGGAGCAAGAUCAGGCUGUACAGGGUCUCACUCCAAAGGUGGAUUCUCUGGCAUCGGUGGAGAUCCGGCGUCUACAGGAGCAGAACAGCGCCCUGCGUGCUGUGGUUACCCAGAUGAGAAAGGACAUGGAAGGUCUCGGCCAUCUCCUAGUCUUACCUAAUGCUGAGGCACCAGUGCAACCUCCGUAUCAGGAAUCUUCAGCCUCCAAAGGCAACACAGCAGACUCCCGUCAGCCUCUGGAGCAGGAGGUGCACCUGUCAGGUAAGCACCUCGAGGAGCAGCGAGGAGGUGUCACAGGACUGUCAGGCCUGGUUUCAGCCAUGGAGGACCCACAACACAUCGAUCCAGGCAGAUCACAGCCUGAAAAUCAAGCUGGUGGUUCGUGUCUGGAUGAACGUGGCAGGUGCCCCGCUGUGACACGUGUGGAGUCAGCUUCCAAUGACAUCACACAGCAGAGAACACUGGUGCAGCAGCUCCAAGGAGACAGCAAGUAUGUGAAACAAGCUCUGAUGUGUGGCGUGUUUAAGAGCGUCCAUCCUGCUAAAAAUGACCCCCAGCUCCUUCGCGUCAGGCUGAAGCAGGCAGCGUCCUGCAUCGCCCGUUUGAGCAGAGAGAAACAGCAGCUGAUAGCGCUGGGCAACCGCCUCCGUGCCCAGAUCGCCGCCGACGGACGGCAGGCACCGGGGGGGCUGGAGAAGGACACCCCCACAGAGAAACUAGGAGACCACCAUGGCCGCCUUUCUGCUGUGGAACAGCUGCAGUACCAGCUCACCACUCAGGAGCUGCAAUAUGCACUGAUGCAGAGAGCUUCUGCUGCUGCUGAACAGCACAUCCCACCAACAAAGAGCCAGGCUUUCUUCAAAGGGACUGCAAACACUUGCCAUGGGCUCAAACCCAGAGACAUGUCUGAGACACGCUCACAGCUGCACUUGUCCAGGACUGUGUCGCAUGAAUCGCUGUGCUCAUUAACGAUGCUGUGGGACACUCUGGAUCGUGGACUUACGGACUCAGAAGGUGAACGUGGGCUCAGGAGCAGACAGUCUGGUGGCUCUGGAGUCCAGAUGAUGGUGCAUGGUAGUGGUGUGAUUCCCAGCCAGCCCCAGACUGAGGUCCAGCAAAGCAGGAGCCAGUCUAAAACACUGCCAAGCACUACCAAGACCAACAGACCUGCAGUCCCUGCCAGGAUCAGCAAGAUCAGAAACUACAAUGUUAAAGACUGAGAUGGAUGUUGAGGACAAGCCCAGACCAGAGCUCCCAGCAGCUGGCACACUGGGAGUAACACACGAGCAUCACGGACAACACAACAAAGAGAGAAGAGUGGGACAAGGAAGGGAACGAGACUCUGAUGGAUGUAAUAAAGACAAUCAGACAGAAAACAACAGCAAACACACACCAGCAAAGGAGGAAACAGGCCACAAACACAAGAACACUCACAGUAAACAUGAACACAAAGACAAAAACACUGCAGGACAGAGACAAUCGAGACAGAGACAGGACGGAUAAGAAACACUCAAGGGACCAAAAACCUGAAACUGGAGCUGAACCACACAGUCCAUCAAACUGAGCAGGAAGCAGAACUCGAAUAACACAACAGGACAACUAUGACUGACCGACAAUGAAGCUAUACAACAAACAGGUUACUGGAUAAGAUGUGAUUGUUUUCAUGCACAUAUGCACCACAGCAGAAGGAGAAAACAAACCCUGACCAGCAAAAACCUGAACAGAAAUCAAACGUGUUGAACACACGUGAGAGUUUCAGGGAGGAAUAUUCAUGAUUUUAAGGAGCGUUACACCCUUAUUGCUGCGCUCUCACACACUCUGUCAGAUCCAAUAACUGAAGAAACUACAGAGACACAGAACACACAGGAGCAUACAGCACGAGGCCUUAAACACACACGAGGGUACGAGGCAGAGUGGACACCACGGGGGACACAGCUGGACAGAGUCACAGUAAGGGACUGUCAAAAUAAAACAGGAAACGUAACACUGACACAGACACAAAGACGGACGAACCAUGGACAAAAAGGUAAAGACACAUGGAGACACGUGGAGGAAACUAAUAAACCUGAAGCUAAACUAGAGUCACAAAAGUGAACUAACAGAAUCCACAGAAAGACAAAGAACCAACCUGAGGAGCAUGAGGAAGUAACACUGAUCAGUGGGUUAGAACUCUAACAUAAAUUCACGUACUCGUGAAUAAAUCCUUUAUAAAGUUAAAAUGUGUCCCCAUCAUUGUUCCAGUCUUGUUGUCCUUCAGUACAUCUUCAUGUCCUUCUAGUGGGAGGUUUCAGGUUUUGUCCUGUCGUGUGUAAUUCUCUCUGGUGUUCAUCCGUCUCUGUGCACACGAGGACAGUCGCACACAAACACUGUUGCAGCCGACCACGGUGGCUUCCACGCGAGCAGCUUCAAAACAUGCUUCAUCCCCGAGAAAGUAUCUGCUUUACCACAGAGAUCAGCUGGGUCAUCAGCGUACACUGUGGGUGUGAAUCAGAGCAGACAGUGGUGUGUCUGCGACAGAAACAAUCACUGACAGGUUUGCAUGUAAAUAAAGCAACUUGCUUUGGUGAACUCUAAACACUCUGUCUUCAUGGUUUAACAGACACAUGAUCAAAUCUACAGGCAGCUUCUUUCUAAAACACGAGCAGCUGCUGCUGUUUCUCCUCAGGUUCAGAAACCCACUCCUGUUACAUGUUGUUGUGGAGAAACAGGAAGUGCAUUUCUCCCCUGGAAUAGAGAUUUUAUAAGUGCUGGAGACCAUAUUUCAUAUGCUCCAUAUGAUAUCAGCUGUCACCCUGCCACAUUUCCUCUCACCUCUCAGUAAACCUUUGUCAGUCCGUCCUUUUAUUCCUGAUAUUCCCAGAUACCAAACAGGUGAUACACACUGCUAAUUUUGUACACUGACCCACUGUGUGUUGUUUGGGACUGUCCCCUUCACUUUCAUUAUAUUAUCGUAGUAUCUGUGGAAAACCUGGGAAACGCUGAUCUGUGAAAUACAAGUGUGGGCAUGCACAAAGUGUUUCGACACAAAGUGAACCAUCAUCAGGACAUCAUGUGUGGCAGCACUGGUAUAGGGACACACAGGUGAAUGCUGGGUGACAGCGAGACACACCUGAACUCUGAGUGCUUUGUAUCACGCUCACUGCCUGCAGCACUCACAUGGAUGCAGAUUCAGCUUGAGUGUUUUGCCCAAGGGCACUUUGUCAUGCAGCCCUGAGGAUCCACAGACAGGCUUUACUGUGGGGUAUGACAUGAAGUUAUUUCAGACAACACAAGCUGUACCUGAGCUAUCAUCCAUCCACAGAUCUACAUCGUGGUGAAUGCACCUAUUUUUAUAUAGCAGUCACACACUCACACAAGCACUUUCUUCUGUUUUUUUCUCACAUUCACACACUCCGAUGGAUGUGUGAGUAAAUCUUGCCUGAGGAUAUUUGGCAAGCAGACUGGAUCAGCAGGGACCGAAGCACACGCUCCAGUGUGAGACCUGCCCUGGCUUCUGAGGCUCCAGGUGGGACACACAGGUCACGGUGUGGCUGCUUUGGUGAGCUGUGUGCUUUGUGUAGAUGAGUGUGAUUGUUGUGGUCCAUUACAGGACACUUCACCUCAGCUGAGGAGCCAAAGUCCCGAUGAGCUGGAUGGAGCUGAUGAGUACUGACCAUAGGUGGAGCUGGAGGUCAGCAGCUCCUUACACCAUCAUGCGACUGAACCCUGAACUCCAGUAACCCUGACAAGUCACGCGAGCUCUCCUGGCUACGUCACAGUUGGGUCCCGCCCUUUAAUCACCCUAUCUCAACAGUGGCUGCAGGUCUGCAGCGAUUGGACGAAGCCUCACAUCCUCGCUCCGUGAUUGGCCAGCUUCGCCUGUCAUCCAGAAGUUGCCGGCUGCACCUUCGCAUCGUCAGCUGCGGUGUAACGUUGAGCAGCUCUGCGCGUGCACGUCCCGCAGACACAGACGCUCCCUCGCCCCGUGCACGCUAUCAGUACCCCCCACCUCCCUCCGUGACCGUCGUAGGAGGAUGACUAGAGUUUAUCGCGUCCCAUCUGCCGGCUGCUCUCGUCGCGCCGCUGCCGGUUGACCGUUAGUAACCCCGGCUCUUUUUUCUGCGCGCAUCCACACAGUUGCUCCAUCACUGGCUGGAUCGCAGAGCCCUGCCUCUCCUCUCAUUGGACUGCUGAGCCAAGCGGUUGUCAGCCCAUGUGGCGUGGGCAGGCAGAGUGUGACACAUUUAAGUUCAUCAGAGAAAAAAGCGUGAAUGAAGCGCGGAGGCUAACGGAGGCUCUCACACCCACGGCGGCUGAAGACUCGACACAUGACCGAGCGUGCUGAGCGGCUCAGCCUCACGUUUUACCGGAACAUCCGUCGGUUCGGCUCAGACAG
Messenger RNA from Haplochromis burtoni (Burton's mouthbrooder), 5557 nucleotides. It is a transcript of the gene ccdc57, whose product is annotated as coiled-coil domain containing 57. The record is from RefSeq and is a predicted model, not a curated record. Lineage: Eukaryota; Metazoa; Chordata; Actinopteri; Cichliformes; Cichlidae. The transcript has 13 exons. The coding region runs from base 813 to 2402 and encodes 529 amino acids.